GUUGAGGGUUCUAUUCUUUAUUUUACAUUUGGAUUAAAGGGGGGAAAGGAUGUGGGUUUUGUUUUUUUGAGCUCUCAAUGAAUCCGGAUGUCUUUCUACCUGAUCUCUCCUCCGUGUGAGAAGUGUGGGUGCAUUCGGUGAAGCCAUGCGUCGACUUCUCUACGUGCAUGUAUUCCUAUGCUGCCUCAGUAUGGCUCGCCCGUUCUGUCCAUCGCAGUGCACAUGCGUCUUCCAUGGACGCGCUGACGGAGCAGGAACCAGAUCUGUGCUCUGCAAUGACCCAGACAUGUCCGACAUUCCCGUCAACGUCCCAGUGGACACAGUUAAACUCCGCGUGGAGAAAACGGGUAUUCGCAGAAUCCCGACAGAAGCGUUCUACUACCUGGUGGAGCUGCGGUACCUGUGGAUAACUUACAACUCCAUAACCUCGGUGGACACCGGGAGUUUCUACAACCUGAAAGUGCUCCACGAGCUCAGGAUGGACGGAAAUAUGAUCUCCAUGUUCCCAUGGGAAUCUCUGAAAGAGAUGCCCCUGCUGAGGACACUGGACCUGCACAACAACAGGCUUACCAAUGUCCCCACCGAGGCCAUCCCUUACCUCCUCAACAUUUCCUACUUGGAUCUAUCCAGCAACAAAUUAUCAACACUGCCCUCUGAUCUUAUGGAUAUCUGGCCUCCCUUUAAUGGAGCACCGACCUCUACUAAUUCCUCCCAGAAAAUUGUGUUAGGCCUUCAAGACAACCCCUGGUUCUGUGACUGUAAAAUAUCUAAGCUGAUAGAGAUUUCCAAGAUGGCAGACACACCGGUGGUUUUCAUGGACCUCUUCCUGACCUGUGGCGGACCGGAGAAUCUAGCCGGCGUGCUUUUCCAACGCGCUGAACUCGACAACUGCGUAAAACCGUCGGUCAUGACCUCUGCGACUAAGAUCACGUCUCCUUUGGGCAGUAACGUUCUCCUACGAUGUGACACCACAGGGACGCCGACGCCAGCUCUCUACUGGGCUAAGUCAGACGGCUCACUCGUCAACAACACAGUUCAGGAGUCACCUGGGGAGGGCAUCAGAUGGUCUAUUAUGAGCUUGCAUGGAAUACUGUUCAAGGACGCUGGGAACUACAGCUGCAAAGCUAAGAAUGUAGCCGGCAACGCAGAAGCCACCAUUUCGAUCUCAGUGGCUGGUACCACCACCAUGAGUACCACAGUCCCACCGGUGGAACCAGGCCCCAACACUGGACUGACCAGCCCGAGCACAGCAAUGAUUCCCACAGACACUCCUGGCCCUCCCACUGUAGCAUCCACAGCUCCCCCAAAGACUUCAACGCCACAACCUGCCGUCCCCAAGAAGCCGAAAACUACCCCGAGCAACAUUUCACAGAAAGGCUCCUUCAAACAAACCAAGAUCCAAGAAGGAGGAAAUGGGAGAAAGCUUGCAGCGGAUGAAAAAAGCAAAAAGAGUGAUACAUUAAAGUCUGUCAAAGACCUUAAGAUUGUGGAGGAGACAUCUGAUAGUGCAGUGUUGCUGUGGACAGCAGAUGGGCUAUCAAACGAUGCCCCACUCACAGUUGUGUAUUCACCCUACGGUGAGGACGAAACCAAAAGGACAGAGGAGACAAAUGCUGGCAUCGGAAAACUUCUUUUAGAGGGACUGUCAUCUGGGAUGAGGUACUCGGUUUGUCUCAUAGCCAAAGGCAGCGACGCUGGGAAAGAUCCCUGCACGGAUUUCUACACACUGGACAAUGUGGACGACGUUGGACAAAACCAGCUCUUUAUGGUCAUAAGUGGCAUCGCCUGUGCUCUGAUCUUGCCGCUCAUUGCUCUGUUGAUCUACAAGAUCCUUGCGCUGUACUGCAAGGGGCGCAACGCGGGGACGGACGAGGAGGAGCUCGGAAAAGAGAGCUACGUCAAGUUCGAGACAAUCUCCAUGAAACAGAGAGCUCUGAACUCUCAUCCGACCGAGCUCUGGUCAAGGCGGCCGACCAAUGAAUCGGAGCGAAUGUUGCUGUGCUCCAGGUCAAGCAUCGACUCUCAGAUGACGUAUAAGAGCGACUGCUCCCGCUCUGAGUAUCUCUGUUGACAUCAGGCCAGUUCCCAAAAUGCCACAUUAGAUAUGAAAUACUCUCUAUGCCUUUUAUGACACUGAUAUUACCUGUAAAAACAAAAGGUAAAUCUUUAUAAAUGGUUUGUAAAUUUCACA
Molecule: messenger RNA, 2191 nt
Organism: Solea solea (common sole)
Lineage: Eukaryota; Metazoa; Chordata; Actinopteri; Pleuronectiformes; Soleidae
Gene: lrit3a
Product: info leucine-rich repeat, immunoglobulin-like and transmembrane domains 3a
Exons: 4
Coding region: 146-2071 (641 amino acids)
Molecular function (GO): protein binding
Source: RefSeq, a predicted model, not a curated record